GGUGCACUCCUCUGGAUAACAGGCGGGUCCACACAGCGCAUGAAACUGUCCUCCUGACAGUGUGUGAAUGGUUUGUUUUUACCCAACCCAGUCAGGCGAGCACCACUUGAUUCUGGGUGUCUGUCUGCGGGACGUGAAACGUCUUUAGCAACUGGGAUAUAGGCUGUUUUUACUAAAAGAAAAGUAAAGGGAAUUAUGGAGCUCAACGGAAAACCCAAGUCAAUCGGUUUGGAUGAAGACCCAGACUUACAGUUUUUGCUCAGAGGUGGAGACCUGAUAAAAGUGAAGUCCAACUCGUGGAAGAAGACCCGCUUUUUGAAACUGAAUGAAGACUGCAAGACUAUUUAUCAGUCGUCCAGCAAGGCAUUCAAGAGAGAAUCCAGCUUUGAACUUGCGGAAAUUGAUUCUGUGCGUCUCGGCCGACAGUCUGAAGGACUGCAGAAAUACACAUAUUCCUCGAUUGAGAAUCGCUGCUUCUCCAUCAUCUUCAAAGGUAGACGGGAAAACCUGGACCUGAUCGCCUCUUCUGAUGAUGAAGCCAAUUGUUGGGUCAACAGCCUGGAGAAGGUUAUCAACCGCCUGCAUAAACUCAAUCGCCAACAGAACAGUGAACACUGGAUCUAUGAAUGCAUGCGCAAGGCAGACAAGAAUGCAGACAACAAAAUGUCCUUGAAGGAGUUGAAGCAUUUCCUGCGCCAAAUCAAUAUUGAGGUGAACGACAGUUACGCAGAGACACUCUUCAGGAAGUGUGACACAUCCAAUUCUGGCACCCUAGAGGGAUCCGAGAUUAAACUCUUCUACAAUUUGCUGACUCAACGUGAUGAAAUUGAUGUGAUCUAUGACAAAUAUGCUACAAGUAAUGGCCAGAUGAGCCGCAAUGACCUGUUGAACUUCAUCCAACUUGAACAGAGGGAGCCAGUGUCUUUGGGCUAUGCAGAAGAACUUAUUAAAAAAUAUGAGGUGGAUGAGACAGCAAAACAAGACAAGCAUAUGAGCAAAGAUGGUUUCCUGAUGUACCUGAACCAAGAAGGCACCCUGCUAAAUCCGGCCCACAUUGACGUGUACCAAGAUAUGCAGCAGCCAUUGAAUCAUUACUUCAUUUCAUCUUCCCAUAACACUUAUCUGAUGGAGGACCAGCUGAAGGGGCCCAGCAGCACAGAAGCCUAUAUCAAAGCGCUGAUGAAGAGCUGUCGCUGUGUGGAGCUGGAUAUCUGGGAUGGAGCAAAUGGGGAGCCAGUCAUUUACCAUGGCCACACACUCACAUCCAAAGUGCCGUUUAAAGACGUCAUUAAGGCUAUCAAAGAUUAUGCUUUUAAAGCCUCACCGUAUCCAGUGAUCUUGUCUUUGGAGAACCAUUGUUCUUUAGAGCAGCAGAAAAUCGUCGCCAUGCACUUAACCACCAUCCUGGGCAGUGCUUUGCUUACUCAACCGCUGGGACAAAAAAUGCCCACCACAUUUCCAGGACCUGAGGACCUGAAGGGACGUUUCUUGAUCAAGGGAAAGCGUUUGAACAAACUUGAUGCUGCUUUCAACAACAACACUGCGGAGGAUGUGGAGAGUGUGUCAGAGGAAGACGAGGCUGCCGAUCUGAAAGAGGGUGAACCCACACACAAAGAUUCGAAGAAAUCCAAAAAGAUCAAGCUGGCCAAGGAGCUGUCAGACCUGGUUGUCUACUGCAAGAGUGUGCAUUUCACCAGCUUCGAGCAAUCAAGGAAAAAACAGGCCUUCUAUGAGAUGGCUUCCUUCAAGGAGGGCAAAGCCAUGAACUUAGCUGAACAAUCAGCUAACGCAUUCAUUCGUCACAACAUUGAUAAGCUGAGCAGAAUCUACCCGGCUGGAUCCAGAACAGAUUCAUCAAACUACAAUCCUGUGCCACUGUGGAACGCUGGAUGCCAAAUAGUGGCUCUAAACUUUCAGACUCCUUGCAAAGAGAUGGAUCUGAACCAGGCCCGAUUUCUUCCUAAUGGCAAGUCCGGCUACAUACUGAAGCCUGAGUUUCUGAGAGACCCGGCCUCACAGUUUGACCCCAUCAACCUCAGAAAAGGGCCCUGGCUGCAGAAGAAGGUCCUGCACAUCAUGGUCAUUUCAGCCCAGCAGCUCCCGAAGAUCAACAAGAACAAGGAGAAGUCCAUUGUAGAUCCUCAUGUCCGGGUGGAGAUUUACGGUGUUCCACAGGACAACGCCAGCAAACAGACACAUCACAUUGACAACAAUGGCUUUAAUCCAAUGUGGAAUACAAACUUCCAGUUCACAGUUAAUGUGCCAGAACUGGCAUUGGUGCGAUUUGUAGUGGAGGAUUAUGACGCUGCUUCAAAAAAUGACCUGAUUGGCCUGUACACUAUACCCCUUACAAGCAUGCAGAACGGUUAUCGUCAUAUGCCUCUGCUCACGAAGAGAGGAAUCAUCAUUCCUUCAGCAGGACUCUUUGUACACGUUAUGCUUCUAGAUGCUUAAAAGACUUUUCUCUCAAUCGCCUCAAAGCAUUCAGAGCAGGACAAUCCUCAAUGAACACAUUCCGGAAGAUCUGGACAUUUAUCAGUGCCUUACGGUUUACCAGUUAGUUGCUCUAAAGCCUGGUUUAUAUUUCUGUCCAUGCAGCUGUGCAGGAACACUUCUGAGAUAGGAGUUGGAGUUUCUAUGUUCCACUGUGUCGAGUUUAUUUGCAGGUGUUGUGAGUUUACGCUAGAAAUGUUGUGCGAUGCGGUGCCCCGUUUACACUAUGUUUUAAUUUGAAAACGCAUGUUUUGAUAUGGUUACACCAUCUGUCCACUCUACGGCGGAGCUUUUUGGAAACUGAAGAGGCUGUUUUGAUUUUAAAGCGCUGCUGCUCUGUCUCAGUGUGGAUGGUGGAAUAAAAGGAAGAAAAAGACAGGCAGGGCAAACAUUUAAUCCCAACUUGAAUCCCAAAAUAAACACAAUAGAGAUGUGUUGAACAUGCGCUGUGUGGCCCUUCCCAAACUUGUCACCUCCACCAAGCCAACCAAUCACAGAUCUUACACUCUGCAUUGUCGGGACAUGUUCAGUAGUUAAAUUUUUAUAGAGGUGUGCAUCAGGGCUCGCUUCAGGGUCCGUGGGAAAUCUACAGCAUACACUCGACACAGAAGUAUAAAUUGGCCUUUAUGAGUACCAAAUAGCUGAAAGUACUUUGUGGAAAUAUUAGGUGUGGGUCAAGUCUUUCUUUUAAAAGUUAUUGUUGGUAACCAAAAAAGAAAACAUGACACAUAAAAUGACAUACCAUACUUACCAUAUCAAGGUCUAUAUUGAAGAAUUACGCUGAUUUUAGAAAAUGCAGAAAGUGUACAGAUUUAGAAAAAAGUUAAACCAUUCCAGUCUCUAUUUGUAGCACAAUUGUUACCAAACACUGCAUUCAAGUGAUUGUACAAGUAUAUCUUUUUACCAUUUGACAUUGUUUUCUAUCUUAAUAUUAAGACUUUUAUAUUUAAAAUAUACUACACUGUUGCCUUUUUACAUUAGCAGAUUAUUUAAACAGUGUUUGUAUUUAUGUUUUUUCUUUCUGAUUGUCAGACAGGGUGUAUGUGUUCUUUCCAAACAUUUAAAGUCCUCAUAUUAGUCACAAAUGUGCCUAAAUUAAAGAGUUUUAAGGCCACACCAAGAACCCAUAACAAUUCAUAACAAUAGUUGAAACUUAGAAUUUGCUUUAACCAGGGAUUGAAAUGACAUUUUCCAUUGAUAGGCAAUAUUUGCUAACUUGGAAUUGAUUUCCAAGGGCAUAUGUAAUUAUUAUUUUUUUAAUUGUCCCUUUAAUCAACCUUCAAUAUUUUUAACUGGUGCAACUGAAAAAGCCAUUAGAGGUGAGGUAUGAGUCAUUUUUACUUGUUAUGGUUAUAGUAUAUACCAGAGAUGCCCAAAGUAGGGCCCGCAUGCCAAAGUUGGCCUAUGAUAACCUUUGGUUUGGCUCGCCAUCCAAUCUGAGAAGAGAUUUAGAAUGAUGAAAAGGUUGGGGUGAAUGCCUUUAACAGAGGUCGUCAUUUUACCGUAAACUUUUGCUUAUUUGUUUAAUUUUUGAGCUACAUUAAAGCCAACUGAAAUGAAAUGUUUGACUCGUGUCGCUCGAGCUUUAAUGGUAUUAAAGCUUGAACCUUCAGCCUACCACCCUCAAUCAAGCUUGGUUGUUGGCCCUUCAUAAGCAAAAGUUUGGGCACCCCUGGUAUAUACUGUGAGAAUUUCAUAUUAAAAACAGCAUUCCUGUGUUCAGUUUCUUUUUGGUUUAAUGCUGUUUUAAUACAGCAUUGCUGGAUUAAAUGUUAGACAGUGAACUGUUUACCCUAUAUAUGCUAUCUGUUAUUUUCAGAUGAACAUGUUUAUCAUUCAUAAUCAGAUGUUAUGUCUCUGAGCAGCAGUGGUGUUUUCUAGAUUUCUUGUCAAAGUUGCCUUACAAAUGUGUAUAAUAUAAUAGAAAAGGAUUGGUAAAACAGGGUGUACAUAGGUGUGCUUUAUAUUUUUUGGUGUUUAUUUUAUACUCUGUUGGUUUAAGGUGUUGCUGCUUUUUUUCUAAUCUGUUUCUCGAAAUGUUUCUAUUUUUAUGUUCAUGUAAAUUAUAUAAUAUCUUUUCCAGUGGUUGUUUACUUCAGCAAUCUUUUUUAUUUUAGUUUCCUGUUGUGACGUCAGAAAAGGAUAAAUAAAUAUCUUUACUGACUAUAAAAUGCUGUGACAACUAUUAAAUAUGGAUUAAACAUCUCAGAAAGA
Messenger RNA from Danio rerio (zebrafish), 4707 nucleotides. The record is from RefSeq and is a predicted model, not a curated record. Lineage: Eukaryota; Metazoa; Chordata; Actinopteri; Cypriniformes; Danionidae.